ACCAGGUCUGCCUCCCGCCACGGCCUGAUGCCGACAUACCUCACAUUCUCCUUUGCAACACCGCAUAAAAGCGCCGAGCAAUGCAUCCAAUCGACCAAAGCUGCGCUCGGACUCUGAGAUGUCAGGUGAUGCCGGAAAAACGGCGGGCUGUACUCGGGAGACGGCUUUGGCCGACGACCGUGGCCGACAAGGGCGUGGCCAGCGUGGCACAGGUCGCGGUCACCAGGCCAAAAAUCUCGCCGCCUGUUGAUGCACGACCUUCAAUGCACGGAGGAUAUUCGGAACACAUGCCAUCUGACACUCGACUCGGUAUUUAUAUUUACACAUACCUGCAGAGCCGAUUCUCGUUCCUUCUGCCUUCACCAUGCCCGCAAGCACCACGAACCUCGUACGCGCGCUGCUGCAAUUGACUUUCGCGUCGCUCGUGCUGGGACAAGCGCCGGUGUAUGGACAGUGUGGUGGGAUGAGUUUCUCGGGACCGACGACUUGCGCCGCUGGGUCGUCUUGCGUCUUCAGCAACCCAUGGUACAGCCAGUGCAUUCCCGGCGCUGCUCCGCCAACCUCGACCGCCACUGCACCGCCUACGACCCCAACCGGUCCCGUAAACUUCUGGUUCGCUUUCGGGGACAGUUACACUACGACGAGCUUCGACCCCACCAUGACCCUCCCCUCGGUCGGUAACCCGUUGGGCAAUCCUCCCUUCCCAGGAUUUACCGGCGGAGGAGGCGAAAACUAUGUCGGAUACGACACGGUGACGUACAACAAGUCCACCAUCCUGACCUACAACUACGCCUACGGAGGCGCCACCAUCAACGGGACGCUCGUUCCCCCAUACCUGCCGACAGUCCUGUCGCUGAUUGACCAGGUCACUGAAUUCACAACUGGACCGAUUGUCAAGAAGCCUGUGAACGCGCCGUGGACAAGCUCCAAUGCGUUGUUCUCUAUCUGGAUUGGAAUCAAUGACCUCGGAAACACAUUCACUAAUCCCAACAUUACGUCCUUAAACAAUGUCUUCAUGUCCGAAUACUUUGUGCAGGUGGAGAAACUUUCCCUCCAGCUCACAGAGUCACAGAUCAUGUCUCAGGGUGCCAGCAAUUCAGCGCUGGAGAAGGUCGCCAUCGCUGACUACAAUGCCAAACUCAAAACCAACGUGGCCUCAUUUGCGGCCUCGCAUGCCGGGGUCAAAACUUGGCUCUGGGACUCCAACACCGUCUUUAACACCGUUUUGGACUCUCCCACAACGUACGGAUUUGUGGAUGCUGUCAGUUUCGGAAACACGGGCGAUUUCUGGGGCAACAACUACCACCCUGGGCCUGCCGCGCAUCAGAUCUUUGCGAAGGAUAUCGCUGCGCUGAUGAAUUCGACCAUCUGGUUCUGAAUUCGACCAGUAAUUGAUCAAUCAAUAGUCAAAUUUGUAACACUGCGCAGCCAAUUAGUCUGAUGCUCUCAGUUCUAUAGCCGCUCUCAGUUCUAUAGCCACUCUACCUGAGUGAGU
This is a messenger RNA of Mycena citricolor, 1495 nucleotides long. The record is from the annotation of a GenBank genome assembly. Lineage: Eukaryota; Fungi; Basidiomycota; Agaricomycetes; Agaricales; Mycenaceae.